Messenger RNA from Epinephelus moara (kelp grouper), 4251 nucleotides. RefSeq names its product interferon gamma receptor 1 (gene ifngr1). The transcript is spliced from 7 exons. Gene Ontology annotation, molecular function: protein binding. NCBI's taxonomy places the organism in Eukaryota, Metazoa, Chordata, Actinopteri, Perciformes, Serranidae. The record is from RefSeq and is a predicted model, not a curated record. Bases 273 to 1466 code for a protein of 397 amino acids.
UUUUUCGGGCAGGUGACUCACCUUUGUUCUUACUCGCAAACACACACUCACACACACUCACAUACGCCGGGGCGCGAUGAGUUAAGGAUGUGAGUUAGGCGGAUUUCUGUGGAAGAAAAUCAGGAACUUCACACUGACGAGAAACUCUUCAUGUCGUCACUUGAAGUGAUUUGAAUGUGCUUAUGAUGAAGGUUUUUAUUGGUCUGAUCCCGGCCUGAGAGGGACGCCGGAGUUUUGCGGUUGUUGGUCGGACAGUUUGAAGGCCUGGAAACAUGCUGGUUGGUGGUGUGUUCACGCUCCUGCUCUUUCUCAUCAGUGGAGUUUCUGCUGGGGAUGUUCUGCCUCCAACAAACGUGACCCUGAGCUGCACUAAUCUCAAUGUCACAGUCAGCUGGAAGUACCGGGAACGGCAACAACAAACCAGCUUCAGGGUAUACAUUAGAGGAUCUGCUGGGGAUUAUGAGACCGAAACCACGGACCAUCAGUACGAUCUGAGCCACUUCGUCUGGCAAUCUGAAGAGCGCUACUUGGACUUCUACUACGUCACUGUAACAGCCAUAGAGGGCGGCAACCAGUCCCAAUCAGUAACAUCUGAAACAUUCACCUUUAACAAGUUCAGUUAUCCUCAGAAAAGAUGUGCGUUGGAUUUCCCUCCUGCGGAUCUGAAUGAGAAUGAUUCUGGGGCCACAGUCAGUUUUGUGAAUCCCCUCUACCUCUACAGAGAACUGAAGGAGGCUGACAAACCGUAUACUGUCACCUUUAUAUACAAUGUCUUUUCAGAUGGAGCCUUGAAGUCGGGACCUGCUGAGUGCACAGCGGCACAGGAACACUGCAAACAUGAUGUCUCAUUUCCUGAGGGUGUGGAGAAGUGCGUCAACUUGAGUGGAUGGCUGAAUGCCGGGAAUAAUGUUGGUGGGGUGGUGUUCAGAGAGAGCGGUCGCAUUUGUCUCAGUGAAUCAACUGAGCUCCAUGCUGUAGUGCUUACUGUAAUGCUGUUCGUCCUCGCCAUCGUAAUCAGUGUGAUAGUAAUUAUCAUCUAUAAGGCAAACGCCUGGACAAUGAAGAUACCCAGCUUACCCGAACCUCUGAUCUCAGAGCCGCACCCCAGGGACCGGGACAUGUAUGCUCAUAUGUCCCACGAACACUUCAGUCAGGUGAUUGUCAGCCAGCCCUGCAAGAACCCGUCAGUCAGCUCUGAAGAGGAGAACCAUCUCAUGGAGAACCUGGACAGCAGCGCCGGCUCCGGUUUCCAGCAUGAUGGGUUGUACAUGGAGGGAGGACUUUCAGAGGGAUACGGGAGAGGUGAUGACUCUGAAAACAGCUCAGUGAAAUCAGAGACUGAUUCGACUGGUUUGGAGGAGGAGGAUGAGGAGGAGUUGGAGGAGGUGUCACCCUACGACUGCCCACACACUCUGCAGGUGGACAUGGGUGAUGGAGACAUGGUCACAGGUUACAGCAAGAGGUAAAGGAGGACUUGAUCUGGGAUUGAAGUUCGUUUCAUGACGGUUUUAACUCAUCCAGGACCGUCCUCACAUGUUCGUACCUCGGAUGCACUACAGAGCCUAAACAAGUGCACUAAGGGAGGUGGUGCUCAAGAGACGCUCAUACCUUCUUGCUUCUGACUGCUGUGAUAAAAACGCAUUGACCUACAUGUUUGAGGAUAUCGUCGGUUUGCCUUGCUGCUGCAUUUGGAGAUAAUCAGAUGAAUCAAAACAGAAAAAGUCCGAUUUUCUACAAAACAAAGAGGAUGAAAAAAAUACUCCUGCCUGUCAUGCAUUUUGAAGAGCCUUUCAUGAACAUGAAACCUCAGCUACAUUUAUAACCUUUUUAACUUUUAUUUUAUGAGAAGAAACUGUAGUUAACGCUGCUGUUUUAAUCUGCUAAACAAACCGGUGAUCUUCCAGUCACUUGCCAGCUGUUUUCUGUCUGGCUGCAGAGGUAUACAGUUCUAUCUUUUACCCUCAGCCAUCUCUGCUCCUGCGGCAUUUUAUCAGAUGCAGCAGUGCAGACCAGUUGCAAAACACCAUCCGGAAAUUUUUCAUCUCAAAGAAAACACGCUUCAAAAGAAGAACAAGUUGUACGAGUGCUUUCUGUUGUCUUUAAGUAUCGGCUGAAACUUGUUGUAUGUGUGGCUGUUAUUCAUGAAGGGAAGGAGCUCCAUUUUUUAUCUUCACCAGCAUGUAUGGUUUUGUUUUGUUUUUAAAGGAAAGUUCACCUAAAUGGCACACAAAAAGCAUUGUCUCACUUGCAUCAAGUGGUAUUUAAAGGUUCUGUAUAAGCUUGGAUGGCUGAGCUGACAAACAUGGCGACUGCAAGUGGUGGGGAUAACAUAACAGGACUGUAACAGCUGCAACCGUCCAGAUGUAUAAUAAUAACUAGACCUGAUCGGUCAAACGGAAUUGCUCGCUAGGACUGAUUUCUAUGUAAAGUUUUCAAAUUGUUGGAAAUUCAAAAGGAUGUGACGUCAUGCACACUGCCGAGUGCCUUGACUCGUGAGCUCCACUACAGUGCUAACACUGUGCAGUAGUAGCUGACAUAAGUUAGAAAAGGAGUCCACUAAUAUCAACAAAUGACCAGCAUCCACCACAGCACAGAGUCAAACAUGCUGUGUUUUCGUGAUAUAAAUUUUGCAGCGGUGGCCCGGCAGAGACGAACCUUUACUUGCACUUGCGCUGGCUGAAUUUGAGCUGCUACAGGAGGUGACUGAAGGUCUGUCUCCGGAGCUGCCGUCGGUUCUCCUCCUGGCGAAGUUGUCUCCGAGUAGUGGGGUUGAGUUGGAGGGACCAUGUGGUGCGCUCGCUAAUUCUUGUUUCAUUUGUGGUCUAACAAACAGUAAAUUCAUCAAAUUCAGUUCCCUUCGAUGCAGAAAAAUCCCAAAGUUAACACUAACGUGAAAUAUGUGGGUAUAUUGCAAUAAUGUGCUAACACAGACGAAUUGCUAGCUUGGUAAUGUAGCAAAAUACUGUCUAGAGUGAUUAACAUCAUCCAAUUCAUCCAGAUUCCCGGGGCUGGUUAGCAAAUUACUUAGAUAAUGUCACAAAGCAGCCAACAACAGAUCCAUGCAGUGAAGAUAAGUUACAUAUAGCUGGGCGGUCUAUUACCUAACCAGAACCCAAGGUUAGCCAGCUAGCUGUAUAUUAACAUUAGCUGAUUAAGUCAUUUGUUAACAGAGAGCUAGUUAAAAUCAUGGAGUCAGUGGUCCAAAUGAGAGAAACAGAUUUGGCCGAUGCCCAAAUGCUCGCUUGGGGGCUCGCUGGCCACCGGAGUUAUUAAUAACAACGAUUUUCUUCAAGUUACAUACAGAACCUUUAAUCAUGUGUAUAGGUCUGGUUGUAUAUUUGGCAUAAUAUUCCUGCUAUCGUCACAGUAAACAAGGGUGAAUUGAAUCCGUUUUUAGAAUCAGUGGUCCACAAAUGAUAAUCCACAGAACCAACUGUCACAGGGACUUUUUCUUUGGUAGAAAGUAGUUCUAAUGAAAAAUAUUUAUGGCAAAGAUCUGUGGAUUGUUCACCGUAAAUGUGGAAACCUAUUUAUGCAAAGAGAUGUUGAGUCUUUUAAAGUCAUUUUGAGCAUUUGAACUCCAAAUAUUAACCUUUAAGUACCACUACAGGUAAAUAAGAAAAUGUUUUCUGGCGUUUGGGUGAAAGACUCGUCCUGGAUGUUCCGAGCAAGCUUGAGUGUUUCGUUUUGAAUGUUGUUAAACUGAGCACCUCAUACAGUCUGGACUUUCCACUCCUGGCAGCAGAUUGACAUGCAUUAUAAAUACCUUUCAGUCACGUUGUUAUGUGCCACACCUAAUUUCUCGGCUUUGAGCUACAGUUAAUGCUCAGUGUUUCCAUUCUGUUAUUGAGCAACCUGGGACCUGCCUAACUGGUUCUGUGUAGCCGAUGUGUGGGAGUGUUUCUGUUGUUCGAGAUGAUUGGUUUUGUUUACAGUAAUUCAGGGUAUUUUCUAUUUUAUUUUUUAUUGUGGCAAAUUUAACCUUGUUAAUAAAUUAUAUUUUAAAAUAAUCUGUUCGAUGUAUGAGAUGUGAAUUCAAUUAAGUUUUUUGGUCUUUAACUGGACAGAAAAGUUCCCUUCCUCCACUUCACCUGAUGCCCAUUUGCAUGACAGGGAAAAACAACAUGUUGCUUUGCCAAAGACUUCCUGCUCUGAUCUGGCGUCAGCCUGAAGUUUAAAUAAAUACGUGUGUGAUAGAUAAUCAUCAGCUAACCUGUGGGGACAAGCGCAGUUUGAUAAGAUCAACAUGAA